Cynoglossus semilaevis (tongue sole) is the source of this 7010-nucleotide messenger RNA. RefSeq names its product myotubularin related protein 4 (gene mtmr4). The record is from RefSeq and is a predicted model, not a curated record. Gene Ontology annotation, cellular component: cytoplasm; membrane. The coding region runs from base 3297 to 7010 and encodes 1237 amino acids. Gene Ontology annotation, molecular function: phosphatidylinositol-3,5-bisphosphate 3-phosphatase activity; metal ion binding; phosphatidylinositol-3-phosphate phosphatase activity. Lineage: Eukaryota; Metazoa; Chordata; Actinopteri; Pleuronectiformes; Cynoglossidae. The transcript is spliced from 18 exons. Gene Ontology annotation, biological process: phosphatidylinositol dephosphorylation; regulation of autophagy.
CAUAUCUUUACACAUACACUAUGACAUAAGUGCUUUGGAAAUACAAUGUUACCUGUCUUUUAUCUAAAGGCAAUUUUUAAAACAUAAGGAGAUGUUAUAUAAAUAUUUGUAUUACUGUUCUACUUGUGCAUUUGUUUUACUAUUCUACUUAUGCAUCUAACAUGCAGACUAAAAGACUUUUACAGACUAUAAGAGGCUUGCUUUGGCAGUUUGUUCCACCGGUAAUGUGACACCUUUAAUCCUCCUGUGAGGCAGUGUUUAAUUGUUCUCCGGCCUCCAGCUUUUUCCCCCUGAAACAAAACUACAAGUAUAGAGUUCUUGUAGUUGUCCACUCGUGCAGCGAUAUUGUCAACGGUAUAAUGUAAGCAUGGAAAAGAGGACAGCAGUGUUGUUUCACCCUGCCCUCAGUAGCACAGCUCACUGUAAUCCAACCUGGUAGGGUUUGUACAGAACACUGAAUGGAAGUUAUUAGAGCGAAGACCAAGCAAACAUGUUUGUGUUCAUGCUGCGGAUGACAUCACCUGCUCACGUAGGUGUUUUCACCCGUUUGUAUGUGAGUGUGUGUUAUUAAAUGUCCGGACGUAGCAUCACAACGUGUGUUUGAUGUUUAAAAACGAUCCUGAUUCUUGCAUUAUUUGUUUUAUAAUAGAAAUAUCGUGUGACAAAAUGUAGAUUUUAAUUUAAGUCUGUAAAAUUUUAAACUGCUAAAACAUGUACACACUAAGGGAAAAUAUGUUUUGAGGAAGGACAAUAAUUCUGAACUUGUGUGUUAACAUGUAGGCUUAUGUUGUGUGUUGGUGACUCGAUGCCCUCCUUUCUCAAAAUAAACCAUGAAACACAGGAGGUUGGAUCUAGUGCUCACUUUUGGAGCUGGUUUGGAGGGAGUUUUUUAGAUAUAAUAUAAAGGAACAAUAUUUGAUUUAUCUAAAGCCAUACGCGGCUACAUUACAAUACAAUACGAUACGACUGUGCAUGAACCUUUGCUGCUCAAACCAGAGCUGCAAAAGUGGAAUAACUUGCUGCAGCACACCAAGUAGCCGAAUUAGCACGGUCACAGAUAGGCUGGCACCCGCCAUUGUUGUUAUUGUGUUGUCUUAAGCAAGGGAGACUGGGGCUAAAGGUUACAGAGAGGCGGGGCUGAGCAGGUUGAAAGGUUAGGGGCCAGGCGGGACGGACCGCAUCACUUCACCCUGCUCUGUUUACAGAGUCUGAGUUUUUAAAUUUUUACACAGUCACUCAAUACUGUUUUCCUUAGCACUAGGUUAUAUUCGUUUGCACUUUGUACAUUAGUCCAGACCUUCUGACCCUGCCUAAUUAUUAUUUUUUAACCUUUUUUUAAUGCCUGUGGUUUACUUUUUUGUUACGCAUUAGGAAACAAUUCUGCCUGUUGGACACAGUAAACAGUUUUAUGCAUAAGGAAUUUAAUAAAUAAAAAAAAUUUAAUAUCAAAUGUGAAAGGCUGUGGGUUAGUUAUGAUGUCUUUUUAAAUGAGCACUUGGCUUAAAAUAGAAUGUUACAACUUAUUUACUAGGUGGGUUUUCACAGAAAUUCAUUUUUGUCACCAAGCAACACUAGCUUCUAGUGAAGCUUCUACAGAUAUUAUCUUGCAUAAGGCGCACUCUUGUGAUCUUUGACAAUCAGUUAGGCUGGUUCUGCAAAGACUGCUUGUCUAGGGGCAAGAUUUAAGAAAAACAGAUUUUUUUGGUGUUUUACUCUUUUGCUUUUUCUAAUACUUCUCUAUAAUCUGUGGAAAUGCAAACAACGAUUGGACUGUGGGAGGAAACCCAGAGAACAAAACAGUAGAACUCCAUUCAGAGGUGCCUGCCUGUGACGUCACAAGGAUAAAAAAAAAAACUGUCGUUUUGCUGUAAGGCGAGAGCAUUAACCGUUCUUCCAUGGCGCAGCCUUAAAAUGUUCAUUUAUGUCAUUUCUUUUUUUCCCCCCACACUGUAAUGUGGAUCAAAUUCUGAUGUGGAUACCGUGGAAUCAUACUUUAGAAUAUACAUUUUUAAUGUGUCUAAUCUACGUAAACAACAGCACUACCAUUUUGAAAUUAUUUGAGUGGAGUGUGUGUAAUUUAAUUAGUCCAUUCAGUGAUGCUGUGUGGUGCAGCCGGCCUCUGAUGUCUUCAUAUUGUAUGUGUUACGUAAUAUGGGCUCAUCAUAUCCAAGAGUGGCUGUCACGACUCUACCAGGAAGGAGGUUGAGGUAGGAGGGGGAUGGGUCGUGUAUUUCUGUAGUGUAUAAGGCACAGUACACACCAAAUACAGCCAGUGACCUCCAAGGCUUUUUAAGAAAAUAAAAAAGGGGGUGUCGCAACAGAGCAGCAAUACACUGCACUUGUUUCACUGCCAAGAAGACACUAAGGAAGAUUUCCUGUAGAAUGCUGUGUCAUCAGAGAUUUCCGCAUAGGCUCGCUCUCCUUAACACCCUCCAUUUUCUCUGCUGUGCCACCUAACUCUCUCUGCAAUACAUCAGUCAGAUGUGGCCAGCGUUUUGAUUGAUGCUGUUCAACCUCCCGACUCGAUCUUCUCUCUGUCUCUGCGGCAGAGUGUCCGCUUGUGCUUUUAUCAUCAGCAUUGCUCGGUGACAAAACUAUGAGGGCACACGCUGUGAGCUCAUUGUGCUUGUGUUGUUUGCUGAUGCAUGCACGGCAAUCCAAGCAUCUUCUCAUUUGUAGUCCUACGUUCUACGCUUUGCCGCUUCAUCGCUGGGGAGAAGCAUAUUUAUGAGGAGGUCCUGGUGAAGGGUGCGGGGAGGAGUAAGGGAUGAGAGCGAGAAAUGUGUGCGAGCACGUGAAUGUGGGAGAGGGAGGUAGAGGGUGGAGCUUAGCAUCAGGCAGUCCCCUCUGUCUGUCUUUCUCUACAGCUUUCCCUUUUCACAGAUUCCCUCCAUACAAUGCCCAUAGUUUGAUAAGGCUGCGCGUCUCCAUCACCUUGCUGAUCAUGUGGACUACUGCUGCCGUUGUUUACACUGUGGACUAUUUUUCCAUCUUCAGUGUAUCAAGGGCAUUCUUCUAAUACUAGUGAUUGGGGAGUGGUGUGGGGUUGUGGGAUGCGUUCCUGAAAGAACACUCUAUCUGGGUGUACUCUUCAAAAGAGUACCUCUUCAAAAGGGGGUUACUUCCAAAAAGGUGGUGGUGGGGCAAAAAAGGCAGGGGGAUUUGGAGAGGGAGAGGGAGAGGAGUGGAGAGGCUCCGGCUGAGAGAAGAAUGGUUAUGCCGGCUCCUCGUGCUCUAGUCGUGCUGCUGCUCCAUAGGCUGCGUGUCAUUCCGGCACAGCCCUGCCUCUCCUCGACAUGAGCCUCGCAGGAAGAGUUUCUUGCUCGAUGCUCAACUGCUUUGGUGAAGAGGGACCUCCCAGUCUGGAGUACAUCAAGGCGAAGGACCUGUUCCCCCCAAAGGAGCUGGUGAAGGAGGAUGAAAGCCUUCAGGUUCCAUUCCCAGUUCUUCAGGGGGAAGGGGUGGAAUAUCUCGGGCGUUCUGAUGAAGCUAUCAUUGCCAUUUCUAACUACAGGCUCCACAUCAAGUUCAAGGACUCUGUCGUCAAUGUGCCUCUCAGGCUCAUAGAGAGUGUUGAGAGCAGAGAUAUGUUCCAGCUGCACAUCAUCUGCAAAGACUCCAAAGUCGUGAGAUGCCACUUCUCAACGUUCAAGCAGUGCCAGGAAUGGGUCAAACGUCUGAACCAGGCCAUAGCUCAUCCAUCCCGCCUGGAGGACCUGUUUGCCUUGGCCUACCAUGCCUGGUGCCUAGGAGGCAACGCAGACGAUGAGGACCAGCAUGUUCACCUCUGUCGACCAGGUGAUCAUGUACGUCAAAGAAUGGAAGUGGAGGUCAAGAGGAUGGGCUUUGACACACAGAACAUCUGGAGAGUUUCAGACAUCAACUCAAACUACAAGCUGUGCUCCAGCUAUCCACAGAAACUUUUAGUUCCAAUUUGGAUCACAGACAAGGAGCUGGAGAGUGUGGCUUCUUUUAGAUCCUGGAAGAGGAUCCCCGUGGUUGUCUAUAGACACCAGAAGAAUGGGGCUGUAAUCUCUCGGUGCAGCCAGCCUGAGAUCAGCUGGUGGGGAUGGCGGAACACAGAUGACGAGUAUCUUGUGACAUCUAUAGCAAAGGCCUGUCAGAUGGACACUGGGGCCAAGGGUACCUGUGCAACACCAGCCUGCCGGCAACGAGGGGAAGCUGCUGAAAGCCUGGAUAAUGACUUUGACUCCUCACUGACAGGAGGCUCUGGCUGCGAUGACAACACCGUGCCACAGAAGCUGCUGAUUCUGGAUGCUCGCUCAUACACUGCUGCAGUGGCCAAUCGAGCCAAGGGCGGAGGCUGUGAAUGUGAAGAGUACUACCCCAACUGUGAGGUGAUGUUUAUGGGCAUGGCCAACAUCCAUGCCAUCCGAAACAGCUUCCAAGCUCUGAGAACCGUCUGCAGUCAGAUUCCAGACCCGGGAAACUGGCUCUCAGCUCUGGAGAGCACACGCUGGCUGCAACACCUGUCUGUCAUGCUCAAGGCAGCCACGCUCGUGUGCUCAGCCGUGGAGAGAGACGGCCGCCCUGUUCUUGUUCACUGUUCAGACGGCUGGGACCGCACACCCCAGAUUGUAGCCCUUGCCAAGAUCUUACUAGACCCUUACUACAGGACCUUAGAAGGUUUCCAGGUGCUUGUGGAGACAGAGUGGCUUGACUUUGGUCACAAGUUUGGGGACCGCUGUGGCCACCAGGAGAACACCGAUGAUGUAAGCGAGCAGUGUCCCGUAUUCCUGCAAUGGCUGGACUGCAUUCACCAGCUGCUCAAACAGUUCCCCUGCCUGUUUGAGUUCAACGAGGCCUUCCUGGUCAAGUUGGUGCAGCACACGUACUCCUGUCUUUACGGCACCUUUCUGUGCAACAACGCUCGUGAGAGGGAAGCACGGAACAUUUAUAAACGCACCUGCUCGGUGUGGUCGCUGCUUCGGAUGGGAAACAAGAACUUUCAGAACUUUCUCUACAUCCCCAGUCAUGACAUGGUGCUGCAGCCAGUCUGCCACACUCGUGCGUUACAGCUGUGGACCUCUGUUUAUUUGCCCACGUCCUCCCCCUGCACGGCUGUAGAUGAUUCUAUGGACCUUUACCUUCCUCCAAACAAUGCAGGAGAUGAGCUCACCUCCCGUUCACUGGACAGACUUCCCAAAACACGAUCCAUGGAUAAUUUGCUGACAGCUUUUGAGAAUGGUGCCCCUCUGACCCGCACAUCCAGUGACCCCAAUCUCAACAAGCACUGCCAGGAGGGUCGCUCUUCACUGGAGCUGUCCUCCACAACAGAAGAAACAUCUAUAGAGAUCACCAGUGAGGUCAAACCUGGUUUUAUUCUGAAUGGCCUUUCACAUCAGACUGCUCAAACACCAGACGAUGUACCAGGUGCAGAGAACUAUGAGGGGGCAACAGAGGAGCGUUGUCUGACCACUCAGCCACUGCCCUCUCUGCCCCUCCCUCCUAUCACUCUCACGGAACAGCUCGCAUCCACCCACACUCCUUUCGCCGCACCUGUCCUCCAGCAGGCUUUGCCUCAGAUCUCAAACCCUCCACUGUCUCUGCUUGAAGAAGAGAACCCCCAUAGAACUGCUGAAAACGCCACUUCACCCGCACACAAAUCAGAGCCGUGUUUACCUCUUCCCUGCAACAGCACUCAGCACUCAAACACCACACCCACCAUGCUGCUGAACGGUCACUAUGAUGGUCAGACGAAUGGCAUCCUAGAGUCUGUGGACCUGCUGGCCAUGAAGCAGCUGACGCAACUCCUUCCCAUGGAAGACUCCACUGAAACUCUCACUGACGAGGGAGAGCUUCCUCCUCUCCCACUCCCCACUGAGAGCCAAGAGCUGACAGUGAAAUGUUAUAGUGAGGAGCAGCCUGAAUCAGAGCCCGAGGUUCAGCCCAGGAAAGAGAAAGAAGACAUCAGGUUAGACGGAGCAAAGAGGAGAGAGCAUGCACUAAUGAUUCCAGCUGCACCUGUUAACCGUACCCACGUAGCAGCUCAAAAACUGAUCUCCCAGAGCCCGUUCACAGACCUGUCGCUGCUCGGCUCCCACUGGGAGGGCGUCCGAGGUCUGGUGCAGUCUGCUUGCAGCACUGCCGGUCCCUCUGGUAUAAGCCGUGCCUUGCAGCCCAGCACUUACCAGAGCCGUCGGCUUGCAACCAAGCUUCUCCGCUCCCAGGGUUUCGCCAUAACCAACGGGUCACAGUGCUGCCGUAGGGAGGCUCUCUGUCGUCCCAGCAGCACUUCUCAGCCCGUCUGGCUGUCUGUAGCCAAGAGUGCAGGCUACAUGGGCAUGUGUAGCCCAGCUACUGCUGCUGCUGCUGCCGCCGCUGCCUUCAACAGCUACUCACUGGCAGGCCAUCAGCUCCUCCCGGUGUCGUACACCUCGCCGUCUGCUUCAAGUUCUCCUCUUCCACCCAAUGCACCAGCCUACCUGGAUGAUGACGGGCUGCCAGUUCCUCUGGAUGCGGUGCAGCAGCGACUCCGGCAGAUCGAGGCGGGCUACAAGCAGGAGGUGGAGGUGCUGCGGCAGCAGGUACGACAGCUGCAGAUGAGGCUGGAAAGUAAACAGUACAGCAGCCCUCCCUCUGAGCCAGAAAUCGAAUACGAGGAUGACAUUACGUGUCUUCGAGAAUCUGACAACAGCAACGAAGAGGAUUCCCUGUCUACUCACAGCGAGGACCGUCUUUCCGAGGGCAGCUGGGAUCGUGUGGAACGCAAAGACACAGAGGUUACGAGGUGGGUGCCUGAUCACAUGGCUUCCCAUUGUUUCAACUGUGACUGUGAGUUCUGGAUAGCCAAGAGACGUCACCACUGCAGGAACUGUGGCAAUGUGUUCUGUAAAGACUGUUGUCAUCUGAAGCUGCCUAUCCCAGACCAGCAGCUCUACGAUCCAGUGCUGGUCUGCAUCACCUGCCACGAUCUGCUCCUGGAGUCCCGCACCCGCGAGAUCCGCAGCCAGCAGUUAAAGAAGGCAAUCGCCACAGCCUCCAGCUGA